Molecule: messenger RNA, 2743 nt
Organism: Xenia sp. Carnegie-2017
Lineage: Eukaryota; Metazoa; Cnidaria; Anthozoa; Malacalcyonacea; Xeniidae
Product: thrombospondin-2-like
Exons: 15
Coding region: 594-2510 (638 amino acids)
Source: RefSeq, a predicted model, not a curated record
CUGUCGCCUGGAAUGUUAAAGAAUUUUCUUUCAUUAAAUAUUAACAUGCGUUGUGUCAGUCGAAAUAUUAACUUCGUCGGUUCUUUGGUAUUCGUCUUCUUAAGAUAAAGAAAACGUUCGACGAAUUAUAUCACGAAAGUUUUUCUCCCGGAGAAUCUUUUCGAAAUGAUUUUCAAGUCAUGAGGUUCCUCGUUGAAAUUGCAGUUACAAUAAACUCAGUGUCAAAUGGAAAAGAAGUCAGAUGGGGAAGCCGGCCCGAUAUUGUACUUGCCCUGUGCCAAUUUUUUGUGUUCAAUGACGUUGUGCCAACCCCUAAAACGACUGCAUUUGUCAUACAAAAAAUCGUUGGAGAAAAAGAAGAGCUUUUAUUGAUGAGAAGAAGUAACGACACUUUCUUAAUUAUCAUCGAACUUAGCGAGAAAAUUCGUGAAAAAUCUAAGAACACUUGCCCCAGACCUCGAAGUAUAGAAUCAGAGCAAUACUGGGAUCAGCGUCGAUAACAAGCAGUUGAAAGUUCACUGACGUUCAUAUCAAAUGUAUGCUGUACUUGAUGAUGGCUUCGCAACUGAUAAAAUGAGAAUAAUGCUCUUGUGAUGAGACUUGAAGCUUUUCUUCUUCUACUGUUCUUUGCAUGUUUGUCAUGUUUGACAAAAACUUACUUGGCGUUAGUGACGAAACAAAGCGAACGUCAUAACAUAACUGUAAAUAUUCCUAACAGCGUACCGACAGCGACAAGGCAAAAUGUUCAUUAUAACCUCGAUGUGAUUAAACUGAACUCAAAAGCAAAUGAGAUGAUCAACGGUGGAUUAACCGAAUGGUCAAACUGGUCAGAAUGCAGUUCUGCUUGUGGAAGACGAACUCUCCGGUCACGUGAACGCUACUGCUCCAAUCCUGUACCGUCAAAUGGUGGUGCUGAUUGUGAGGGUGAAAGAUUUCAGCUUGAUAUGUGUGAAAUGUUACCUUGUUCAAGUGAUCUUGCAUUGUCUCCCGUAGAACGCCAUGUAAUCAAGAAUUUUCAUCCGUGGUCAACCUGGAGCAGAUGUACAUGUGGCAAAGCGACACAGACUCGCUUUAGACUGUGUUCCAAGCAUUCUUUGGCAUCUUGUUUUGGUCCCAAACUUCAAAGAAAAAAAUGCAGGCCUAGAGGAUGUAAAAUUUUAGCUAUGGAUAAAGCCAGUGUGGUCGACAUUGAUCCAAAACAAAUCUGUGGUUUUGAUCCAUGCGAGUUGUCCAAAUGCCUAUUAUCACCUCUUGGCUCAUGUGUUAGCGAUUAUAAGUGCCGUCCUGUCUUCUUUGAUGUCAACAAUAAGCGAGUUGACGGUUGUGUGGGGAGACACGUGUACAUAAAUCCACUGCGAGUUUCUAAAUUGUGCAAGAUCAAUCCUUGUCGUUUUACAAGAUGUUUAAUGGAUUUCACUGAAGAGCGUUGCGUUGUUGGAACAAGAUGUCAGGCGGUGUACUACAGUGCCGAAGGUCGUCCUCAGCAUUGUACAGCUGUCCUAAAAGUUCCUGCUCGUGAUGUUUGUGGAUAUGAUCCUUGUAACACGGAAUCUUGUGCGGACAAUCCAAAUGCCAGGUGUCUAGUGACGUCUAAGUGUCGGCCUGUUUUUGUGAAUGCUUUUGACGAGCGUAUUCGCAAGUGCGAAGAGGAUAAUGCUUCAAAAAACAAUCGCAUUUACGAUUCCAAUGAAGAGGAAUUUGAAGCAGAACCCGAUGACGACGACGACGAUGAGGAUGGUGAUGGUAAUGAAGAAAAUGACGAAUUGCAUGAUAAACAGGACAUGUUUAAUGACGAUUAUGAGACUUUAGACAAAUCAAAUGAUAAUCGUGACAGUUUUAUUGAUAAAUAUGCUUCAAGUGAUGAGCGAUAUGGGUCAAGGAAUGAUCACAUCGGUGUAGAUGAUGCUGAUGACGAUUCUGCUUUUGAACAAUAUCGGCCUCAUACUAGACAACCUAAUUUUGGUGAAAGAAAUCGUGAGGAAGGAGUCAGUGAUACAGAUGAUGAUAAUGAUUAUGAUGAUGAUAGUAUCGAUGAUAAUUAUGAUAAUCUUGUAGCUCAUGAAGCAAGCGAAUUUGUUGGAUCUGAACGAGAGAAAAAUUCCACCCGGAUUCAUACAGCGAACGCACAAAUGAAGAAAAACACGUGGAUGUUUUCAAAUCCGCUUUUCAAAAUGCCGAAUGUUGGGGACAGCGACAGAAGAUCUACGAGGUCCGACCGAAAGAAUGUGAGCGGUGUUGAUCCGACGACCAUCAAUCUUCAAGAUUUAGUGAGUGGAAAGUUAGACAAUUCUAAUGGAUUGCUUGUUGGAACAUUGAAGAAAUCGAUGAAAAUACUUUCGAAUAGGAAGCCAACAACGUAUUACUAUUUUGAAACGAAAGGAAGAAAUCCGAAGGAGAAUAGACAAUUCAUGAUUAUCACAUCGCAAAAGUCGAAGAAAUCGAAUGUUCAUUCCAGAGAGGAUGUGGGUAGACCUUUGCAUCAAAACAAUCAUCGCUUAAAUAUCCAUUAGUUAGUUGGCGUGUAUAUAACAUUGGUGUUUUGACUUUAAGAAAUCGAAUGUUCCUUCCAGAGAGGAUGUGGAUAGACCUUUGCAUCAAUACAAUCCUUUGCAUCAAUAUACAAUCAUAGUUCGAAUAUCAAUUAGUUAGUUGACCUGUAUACAACAUAGGUGUUUAGACUUUAAGCAGAGUUCAUUUGACUAAAGUAUUACAUUAUUUUUGUCGUGCGGACAUGCUACCAUAA